AUGAUCCGACGGGGCAGAACAGAGGGAUGGCUCAAAGAGUCCAUCGAUGUGCUACCUACAUGGGCUACGUUCAAUGGGGUCAAGUUUAAUGGUGUCAAAGUUGGCCCGCUACCAGGCUAUGAGGACAGAGGAUCAACCGUCAUCGCUGACAAGAAGCUCCAAGGAGGCGCCGCUGAGCCUAUGCUCGCCGUGCCAAAGGAAUUGAUCAUAUCUCGCCAGAACAUUGAACUUCUUGCAAAGGCAGACCACCAUCUUCGAGAAAUUCUCGAAGCUCUUGGAGACUUUGGAAGGACGACAAGAGGCGCCAUACUUACAUUUCUACUCUUACAAGCCACCAUUUGCUGUCCUGAGACAAAGGGAGUUGGCGUCCUGAAUCCCCUCACGGAAUACAUCAAGUUUCUUCCAGAUGAGCUGCUUCCCACAUUCUGGACCGAGGAAGAACGGGAGCUCUUAGUUGGAACCACGCUCAAACCUGCAGUUAGCGCAAAAUUGAAUGGGUUGCUGCGCGAAUUUGAGAAAUUGCGAACUGCGACAAAGUCAAUUAGCUGGUACAAUGGCAUGCUGGACUUUGACGACUGGAUGCGUGUCGACGCCAUGUACCGGUCUAGAGCGCUGGAGUUUCCAGGUACUGGUGACUGCAUGGUUCCCUGCGUGGAUAUGGCAAAUCAUGCAUCGGGAGAUGCAACAGCUGCCUUAUAUGAGACCGAUGGGAACGGAAAUGGGUUGUUACUACUUCGGGAGGGCAAACAUGUCGAACCUGGCGAAGAGGUUACGAUCACGUACGGGGACGACAAAGGCGCAUGUGAGAACAUCUUUUCGUACGGAUUUAUCGAAGAUACAACGUCUUGUGCGAAAGUCAUGUUUCUUGACCUUGACAUUCCAGAUGACGACCCCCUCAGACCUGCAAAGAUUUAUGUUUCAAAGGUUGCACCAGGCUUCCGCAUCUUUGAGAAGGACGGCAACAUAGAAUGGGAAAGCGACUUCGUAUGGCUUGUUGUAGUCAACGAAGAAGACGGCCUAGACUUCAAGAUCAGACAAACGACGGACGGCAAGAGAGAAAUCCAGUCUUUUUGGAAUGAGCAAGAACUCGACACGGUCAAGUUGCGGGAACACCUUGAACAGGACCCAGCAUGGGAUGUCUUCCGACUCCGUGCCACGGUACUUCUACAAAACCGUGUUGACGCACAGAUCGACACACUCAAGGAAUCAAAGGGCGCUAGACGGGACAGUACCAUGCGGGACAUGCCGUGGAAACUUGCGGAGCGACUCCGAAGUCUGGAGCUAGACAUGCUCGAGCGUGCUGCAUCCACACUUGAUAGCCAGAAAGGCAAACUCCUAGACACUGAGGCUGUAAUACAUUACCUUGGUUUAAACGAGGGAGCAGAGGAUGAAGAAGAGGAUUUCUCCUGA
This is a messenger RNA of Alternaria burnsii, 1410 nucleotides long. RefSeq lists its product as uncharacterized. Lineage: Eukaryota; Fungi; Ascomycota; Dothideomycetes; Pleosporales; Pleosporaceae. The coding region runs from base 1 to 1410 and encodes 469 amino acids. Gene Ontology annotation, biological process: peptidyl-lysine monomethylation. The transcript has 5 exons. The record is from RefSeq and is a predicted model, not a curated record. Gene Ontology annotation, molecular function: protein-lysine N-methyltransferase activity; protein binding. Gene Ontology annotation, cellular component: nucleus.